Glycine soja is the source of this 258-nucleotide messenger RNA. Its product is annotated as cyclin-dependent kinases regulatory subunit 1-like. The record is from RefSeq and is a predicted model, not a curated record. Gene Ontology annotation, molecular function: cyclin-dependent protein serine/threonine kinase activator activity; histone binding; ubiquitin binding. NCBI's taxonomy places the organism in Eukaryota, Viridiplantae, Streptophyta, Magnoliopsida, Fabales, Fabaceae. Gene Ontology annotation, cellular component: SCF ubiquitin ligase complex; cyclin-dependent protein kinase holoenzyme complex. The coding region runs from base 1 to 258 and encodes 85 amino acids. Gene Ontology annotation, biological process: regulation of mitotic cell cycle. The transcript is spliced from 3 exons.
AUGGGUGAGAUCUCGUACUCCGAUAAGUACUACGACGAUACUUAUGAAUAUCGACACGUGGUUCUGCCUCCUGAAGUUGCCAAACUGCUUCCUAAGAAUCGACUUCUCUCCGAAAAUGAGUGUCGAGCAAUUGGGGUUCAACAGAGCCGUGGUUGGGUUCAUUAUGCAAUUCAUCGACCUGAGCCACAAAUAAUGCUUUUCAGGAGGCCUUUGAAUUGUCAGGAGCAGCAGCAGGAAAACCAGGCCCAAAUUAUUUGA